GGAAUACCGGAGAUCAAAAUUAGGGGCCCGUUUCCCAUCAGUUAUCGGAACACUUGGUCUCGCUCCCUGCUUCCGUGUGAAUCCUGCAGCCAUGGCAGCCCCUGGUUGCUUCCUACGCUCCUCAACCCUCACCUCAUCUUCCAAAUCCCUUUUCUCGCAAACCCUAAGAUUCCUUUCGACCUCACAGAGCUCAACAGUACCAUCCGCAUCGACGUCGCCUUCGCACCACAACGCUCACAAGCACAACCACACAUUUCUGGCUCCAAAUUCCUUCGUGGGGUCAUGGACGCCUCCUUCGGACCCUGACGAGGCCCAGGCCAAGCUUGCACUUCUCCGCCGCCAGUACGCUCAGCAAGUUAAGCAGCUCCGCAAGGAGUACAUCCGCGAAGUGGAGCAGCAGCGCCUCGAGAAGCAGCGCAAGGACGAAGCCAGGCGCGAGACUAUUCGAGCUGCCAACGAGCAGCGCAAGUCCGAGAAGGCUGCGAUAGCGCAGGUGAAAGCCGCCGAGCGGAAGGUCGCGCAGGAGGAGUUUCGACAAACCCUAUUAAAAGAGCGUGCCAAGAAGCUUGAGUCAUGGAGAAUGAAAGAAAAACAGAGAGAAGAGAAGAAGAAAGAGAAGAAUGAACUUCUGCGGCGUCAAAGCUCUGUUUGGAUUGAUGAACAUCAUUUGGAGAAGACGAUCAUGGAAGUCAUUGUCGAUACCACACCCCUAUGAGGUACCUUGUCAAUCAUUAUUAUCAAGUUGGAGCACACUUCCAAGCCUUCAAUUCCCAUUCAAAACCUAAAAACCCUGGUCAGGCUUUUACACCCAUAAAAGCUUAUUUGCUUCUUGCGCAGCUUUCCUUUGGAAGAUGCAGCCGUCUCAUACUACGGUCCAUAUUGAAUGACUUUUCUGUUGGUUUCUUUUUUCGUUUUUGUUUUGUUUUGUUUUGUAUGUGUUUGUUAUUUAUUUAUUUAUUUUUUGUUUUUUCUAGAAAAAUCUUGAUGACUGUUGAGAUAGCUGUUACGAACAGAAUCAGUUGUUCACCUA
Messenger RNA from Malania oleifera, 1030 nucleotides. RefSeq lists its product as uncharacterized. Bases 92 to 715 code for a protein of 207 amino acids. The record is from RefSeq and is a predicted model, not a curated record. The transcript has 2 exons. Lineage: Eukaryota; Viridiplantae; Streptophyta; Magnoliopsida; Santalales; Ximeniaceae.